Molecule: messenger RNA, 2259 nt
Organism: Raphanus sativus (radish)
Lineage: Eukaryota; Viridiplantae; Streptophyta; Magnoliopsida; Brassicales; Brassicaceae
Product: LRR receptor-like serine/threonine-protein kinase FEI 2
Exons: 14
Coding region: 260-2038 (592 amino acids)
Biological process (GO): protein phosphorylation
Molecular function (GO): protein binding; ATP binding; protein kinase activity
Source: RefSeq, a predicted model, not a curated record
UCUCUCACUCUCUACAUUCUCUCUCUUCACUCUCUCUCUCUCAUUAAAUUGAAAAAAAAAAGUCAGAUUAUUAUUUUUUUUGGUGAAGUAAAAGUGUUGCUUUACAGCUCAACUUCGUCUUCUUCCUCCUCCUCGCGGAUCCAUUCUCAGGGGCCUCUUUUUUUUUUCUUGAAGAUAGGCAGAACAGCUGAGUGAGUAUAUGCGCUACGAGGGGGAAGAUUCGGGAGGUUGUUCUUUCAAAUGAUUGGCAGUAAAUAUAAUGUGCUUGAACGGUUCCAUGAUGGGCGUCUGUCUGAUGAACCGCUGGCUUCUUUUCAUCACUUUUCUUUGUGCACUGACCAAUGUUAAUGAAGCGCUUAGUCCUGAUGGUGAGGCGCUUGUGAGAUUUAGAAGUGGAGUUUCGAAAUCUGACGGUGUCAUCAGUCAGUGGAGACCAGAGGAUCCAGAUCCGUGUAACUGGAAGGGAGUGACUUGCGAUGCGAAAACAAAAAGAGUUAUUGCCUUGAGUCUUACUCAUCACAAAUUAAGGGGACCUUUACCUCCUGAGCUUGGACAGCUGGAUCAAUUGAGGCUCUUAAUGCUUCAUAACAACGCUCUAUAUGGCUCCAUACCUGCAGCAUUGGGAAAUUGCACGGCACUGGAGGAAAUAUACUUGCAGAACAAUUACUUGACUGGGACAAUCCCAAGUGAAAUGGGAAACUUGUCUGCGCUUAAAGAUCUGGACAUCUCAAACAACAAUCUGAAUGGAGCUAUCCCUGUUUCACUUGGGCAGUUGGAGAAGCUUACUACUUUCAAUGUCUCAAACAAUUUUCUGGAGGGGAAGAUACCUUCUGAUAGCUUACUCGCCCGCUUUUCAAAGGACUCCUUCAUUGGAAAUCUUAACUUGUGUGGAAAACAAAUUGAUGUGGUGUGCAAAGAUGAUAGGGGAAACUCUUCUACCGGGUCGACGGCAGGCCAAGGAGGUAAAACCGUUAAGCUGCUUAUAAGUGCAUCAGCCACUGUUGGUGGGUUGCUCCUAGUGGCGCUCAUGGGUUUCUGGGGAUGCUUUCUUUAUAAAAAGCUUGGAAGAGUUGAGAGCAAAACCCUUGCGAUAGAUGUCAGCGGAGGUGCGUCUAUAGUGAUGUUCCAUGGAGAUUUACCCUAUGCUUCUAAAGACAUAAUCAAGAAACUGGAAGCUCUUAACGAAGAGCAUAUAAUAGGCUGUGGAGGUUUCGGAACAGUUUACAAACUCGACAUGGAGGAUGGAAAUGUCUUUGCGCUGAAGAAAAUUGUAAAGUUAAAUGAAGGGUUUGAUAGGUUUUUCGAAAGGGAGCUUGAGAUCCUCGGAAGCAUCAAACAUCGUUACCUCGUGAAUCUACGUGGAUACUGCAAUUCACCCACAUCGAAACUUCUCCUCUAUGAUUACCUUCCUGGUGGUAGCCUUGAUGAAGCUCUUCAUGAGAGAGGCGACCAACUGGAUUGGGAUUCAAGAGUUAAUAUAAUAAUAGGAGCAGCAAAAGGGUUAGCAUACUUGCAUCACGAUUGUUCUCCUAGGAUUAUUCACCGUGAUAUAAAGUCGAGCAACAUUUUACUCGAUGGAAAUCUUGAGGCUCGAGUAUCGGACUUUGGACUUGCUAAGCUGUUAGAGGACGAAGAGUCUCACAUCACAACCAUUGUUGCUGGCACAUUUGGUUACUUGGCUCCAGAGUAUAUGCAAAGCGGUAGAGCGACAGAGAAAACCGAUGUAUACAGUUUCGGAGUUUUGGUUCUGGAAGUCUUGAGUGGUAAACUCCCCACGGAUACCUCCUUCAUCGAGAAAGGCUAUAACGUUGUUGGUUGGCUAAACUUCUUAAUCAGCGAGAACCGUGCACGGGAGAUUGUUGAUAGAAGCUGUCAAGGAGUAGAGACAGAGAGUCUUGACGCUCUUCUCUCCAUAGCAACGAAGUGUGUCUCUUCAAGUCCAGACGAGCGUCCCACAAUGCAUAGAGUCGUCCAGUUACUUGAGUCCGAAGUUAUGACUCCUUGCCCUAGUGAGUUCUACGAUUCCAGCUCCGAUUGAAAAAUUCCACAAGUCUCUUUUCUUCACGAUUCGAUUUCAAUUUUCCUGUUUCACAUCAAAAGGUUCGAGCAAUUCAUCUUUUUGUAUUUUUUUGGAAUGUUUUCUGGAAUUGGUUAAACCCUUUCAUUUGAUCUGAAUAUGAAAACUAAAAUGUAUAUGUUCAUUGUAGAAACACUGUUAUGUUUUCACGAGGAAUUUAAAUAAUAAUUUUAUAUUUUCCA